This is a messenger RNA of Python bivittatus (Burmese python), 3135 nucleotides long. RefSeq names its product receptor-interacting serine/threonine-protein kinase 3. Gene Ontology annotation, biological process: protein phosphorylation. The record is from RefSeq and is a predicted model, not a curated record. Gene Ontology annotation, molecular function: ATP binding; JUN kinase kinase kinase activity. Lineage: Eukaryota; Metazoa; Chordata; Lepidosauria; Squamata; Pythonidae.
AUUAAGCCAGAGAUGUCGGACAAGGCCUGAAGUUAUUGCUCUCCAGCCAGAAAGAAGUCGACAAGGACAGAGAAAGCUAUUAACAUGCAACACUACUGAGGCAGGACCAUUGCUGGCUGAUGAAGGUUUGGGAAGGAUGGCUGAUCCCAACAGGUUCUAUGAGCAGAUCAGCGAGGAGGACCUGAUGAACUUCUCCUUCAUUGGCCGAGGAUCUUUUGGGAACAUUUUCCGAGCUCGGCACCAAGAUUGGGGGAUCGAUGUUGCAAUCAAGUUCCUGAGCCGGAAUUCUUCCUUCACUCGAGAGGAACUCUUGAAAGAAGCCCAAGCCAUGGAGAAAGCCCGCUUCAUCUACGUCCUACGACUCUUUGGCCUCUUCGUAGGCAAAGAGCAGGCAGACACCGACGCGGCGCCAGCCGCAGUGCCCAGCUUGGGCCUGGUGAUGGAAUACAUGGAGAACGGCAACUUGUCCAGUUUAAUGUAUCAGGUCCCCUCCAUGCCUUGGGCCCUACGCUUCCGCAUCCUCUACCAGGUAGCCCUGGGGAUGAAUUUCCUGCACAACCUCAGGCCUCCGUUGUUACAUCUGGACCUCAAGCCUAGCAAUGUCUUACUCGAUGGGGAUCUGCAUGUCCGGGUGUCUGAUUUUGGUUUAUCCAAGUUCAAGCGAGGAACAACUCAGCAAUGUGACCACAGUUCUGGGGAAGGGGGUGACUAUGGCGGGACCCUGGAGUUCAUGCCCCCCGAAGCCUUUAACAGUUUCAGCUACAAGCCAGCUCCCAGCACGGAUGUCUACAGUUAUGGCAUCCUGAUGUGGUCGGUGUUAAGCGGUCAAGAACCUUACCACAAUCUCCACCACGCCAACAUGAGUUCCCUCAUCAGGAUGCACAUCCCGCGAGGCCAGAGGCCGCUGACGGAAGAUCUGGAGAAGCAGGUCGACCAAGUGCAGAAGCUGGGAAACUUGAUAGACCUCAUGAGAAGGUGCUGGUCUAAUGAGAAAGGGCAGAGGCCAAGUUUCCGAGACUGCAGCAAGGAAAUGGAAGUUGUGUGUUUCUGUUACGAAUGGAAGAUGAAGCCUGCUGUUCGUGAAGUCCAGGAUAUCUUGAUGCAGAAAGAGAAUUCUUCUAGAAAAGAAGCCACGUUCUCUACCUGCUCCAAGGGACUCAGUCUUGCCCCUGUGAGAUCUGAGGACCACCAAGCAUUCCCUUCUCGCUAUGGCUUGGAAGAACAUUUUAAGACUUUACACCUAGAAGAACCUUCAUCUAUGCAAAAUGAAGCUGUACCACCAGAGGUUGCUUUCAGGAGAAAAUCUUCGGGGACCCUUCACCGUAGUCAAAGCUUGCAUAACAGGAAAAAAGCUGAAGGAACAGAGCAGGAAAAUCCUCAUCUAUCAGAAGUCCAGACUCCACGAAGGACCAUGCUCAGAGGCAAUAAGCAACGCCCCCGUUCAGACACUUUUGCUUUUCCAGUGUAUUCAACUUAUCCUCCUGGAUACCAUCAUUACCAACAGCCACCUUAUGGCUUCCAUCAAGGUGAUGCUGGAUUUGUACAGCAGGAUCCAUCAUUCCUAUGGCGUUAUGCACCUGCAGUUCCAUACGGUGGAAUUUCUAUCACUGCCAACAACCUCUCGGGAGUUCAGUUUGGAGGUGGCAACACCAUGCACUUUGAACACACUUCUCCAAUCAAGGACAGGAAAAAGAAGUAGCCAAUGAAUGCUGAUAGAAUGCGGGUAGUUUCUCAUGGACAAUUCCAUUCUUGUGUUUGGGGGCAUUUCAGCCAGCUUCAAAUGCCUUCUCUGUUGCCCCUGACUUUUCUGAACAAUCCCCAUAACUCAGGAUCAAUCUAGCUGUUUCCUAGAAAGCUAGAACCACAGAAUGGAAAGGGCGGAAGGGACUUUGGAGAUCAUCUAAUCCAACUUCUUGUCCAGUGUAAGAGUCUUCUACUACAGCAUCCCCAACAGAUGGCCAUUCAGCCUCUCUUGAAACAUCACCAAUGAAGGAGAGCCUGCUACUUCCCAAGGGUGUCUGUUUUGUUGUUGAACAGCUUUUGCUGUUAAGAAAUGUUUCCUGAGGUCCAGCAAAAUUUGCUUCCUUGUAAUUUCAAUCCGUUGCUUUUGGUCCUGCCCUGAAUGAUUCUUGUUCCAACACUGAAUGAUUCUGUCCUAUCUUGUACAGGAUAGCCAUUGAGAUACUUGAGGGGAACUAUCACAUCUCCUCACAGUCUUCUCUUUUCCUCUCUGGUCUUCCUACUAAUGGGCAUGACUAAUGGUCAGGUCUGAUGGAAAGCUGGAUUAAGCCACACCCUUGCCCCCUCUUCCGGCCCCAGCCCAUUGAAUCCAGACAUGGUGCUCUUCCUUUGUUUAUUUCAAGUGGUGGGAUGGGCUGGCUUGAACUUUUGGAGGUAAAUGUUUUCUUCUUAUAACAAUUGAAUGGAGCCAUCCCAGGAAUCUCUACCCAUGGGCGGGACAGAAGCUGCAAAGCAAAACAUGUGAAAGCUUAAAUAAACAAAAAUAAUAAUAAAAUUGGAGAAAGAAAAGGGUGCCAUUCAAAGAUGCAGAUGAUAAACUGAAGCCCUUGAACAGUUUGUGGCAACCUUGUUUCCGAAUAAGCUUCUGACAUGGUUGCUGAAAAUUAAUGAUAUUGCCGCUUUGAGAAAGGAAAAAUGCCAAUACUGGCUUGAGCCUUUAUAUAAACCUAUAUAAUAUAAAAAAAGAAUUUUAUAUAUAUAUAAAACUUAUAUAAACCUCAUGGGGUUUUAAAGAAGCAAAACGACCAACCAAACAAAAAAUCCCAAAAUGUCUGCCCGUCCAAAUGCCCAGGGCAAAUAAAAUGUAAAGUAAAAAAGUAAAGUAAAGUAAAUCCCUGCCAAUAGGUUUGCCACAGUCCUGGCCAUUCUGCAGAAAUUCAGUGUGUUCACAAAAUGGUUGCUUAUCCUGGGUAUAUGCAAAGCAAACUGGAUUUGUGUGUGUGUGUUACUCAGGUAGGCUUUAGAAAGAAUUAGCCUCAAAGUUGGGUGCUUUCACAGAUUUUUCACCCAGUUGAAGGCCAUACAGGCAGUCCCCGGUUUAAGAAUGUCCAAGUUAUGGACAACUUGCACUUAUGAACAGGCUGCCUGUACUAAAAAUGGUGGACGGUGUUCUCC